UUGUCCACUUCUCUCUCUGUCUCUGUCUUCCUCUUUUGUCCUAUCUCAACACACAAUAUGGGUUUAUCUAUUGGCAAGAUUUUUUCUCGUUUGUGCGCCAAGAAGGAGAUGCGAAUUCUUAUGGUUGGUCUUGAUGCUGCCGGUAAAACCACAAUAUUGUAUAAACUGAAGUUAGGGGAGAUUGUCACCACCAUUCCCACUAUCGGAUUUAACGUGGAGACUGUGGAGUAUAAGAACAUUAGCUUCACUGUCUGGGAUGUUGGCGGUCAGGAUAAGAUUCGACCCUUGUGGAGACACUACUUCCAAAACACACAAGGACUUAUUUUUGUGGUAGACAGCAAUGAUCGUGAUCGUGUUGUUGAGGCUAAAGAUGAGUUGCAUAGGAUGCUGAACGAGGAUGAAUUAAGAGAUGCUGUGUUGCUUGUUUUUGCAAACAAGCAAGAUCUUCCUAAUGCAAUGAACGCUGCUGAAAUCACUGAUAGGCUUGGCCUAAACUCUCUGCGCCAGCGUCACUGGUACAUCCAAAGUACGUGUGCAACAUCAGGUGAAGGUUUAUACGAAGGACUAGACUGGCUUUCGAACAACAUUUCAACCAAGGCUUCCUUUAAAUAGUAGAAUUGUUUUCGUCUACAGCAAAGUUAUUAGAGAUGCUUAGUGGCAAUUGUUGGCAUCAAUGCUGUUGUAGUUUUAUGAUUAUUACCCUUUUUCUAUUGUUUUGAAAAAUACUCUGUUGUCCCCUCUUAUCUUGUUUUAAUUCUAAUAAAUGUUAUUCA
Messenger RNA from Vigna radiata var. radiata (mung bean), 773 nucleotides. Its product is annotated as ADP-ribosylation factor 1-like. The transcript has 6 exons. The coding region runs from base 58 to 612 and encodes 184 amino acids. Gene Ontology annotation, biological process: intracellular protein transport; vesicle-mediated transport. NCBI's taxonomy places the organism in Eukaryota, Viridiplantae, Streptophyta, Magnoliopsida, Fabales, Fabaceae. Gene Ontology annotation, molecular function: GTP binding; GTPase activity. Gene Ontology annotation, cellular component: cytoplasm. The record is from RefSeq and is a predicted model, not a curated record.